CCCGCCUCUAUAACUCGAUCGCCGAUCCUUCCCCCCUCCCCAACCCAACUCAACCCAUCUCGUCCCCUUCCUCAAACCACCCUCUCCCUCUCCCACCCCCGCGAAGCGACCCCUCGCCAUGGCCACGAAGAAGGGGGGAAGCUUCCGCGUUGGGGACCGCAUCGGGAGACUCGCCAUGCUCCUCUCCGUUGCAAUGAACUUGGUCCUCCUCUUCCGCCUACAUAAAGGCGGGAUCUUUGCCGACGAGGCGCCAUUGCAGCGCCGCCCCGAGGAGCUCGCCCUUCGGACCUGCCCCGUCGAAAUGGAAGCGGAGCGACGUGAGGGGACGGAGAAGCUCCCCCCACCACCCCGUUCCGUUGCCGAGAACGCCGUCAUCAACCUCGACCACGGCGAUCCGACGGUGUUCGAGUCGUUCUGGAAGCAGACGGGGGAGAAGGGGACGGUCGUGAUCCCCGGCUGGCGGACGAUGAGCUACUUCUCCGACGCCGCCGCCCUGUGCUGGUUCCUGGAGCCCGAAUUCGCCGCCGAGGUCCGCCGCCUCCACCGCCUCGUCGGCAACGCAGUAUCGGGCGACGGCCGCCACGUCGUCGUCGGCACGGGCUCCACGCAGCUCUUCCAGGCCGCGCUCUACGCCCUCUCCGAAGGCGGCGACGCCCGCGACCCGCCGGCCAGCGUCGUGUCCGCGGCGCCAUACUAUUCGUCGUAUCCUGCGGUGACGGAUUACCUCCGGUCGGGGCUGUUCCGGUGGGCCGGGGACGCGCACGCCUUCAAGGGGGAGUCGUACAUCGAGCUCGUCUGUUCCCCCAACAACCCCGACGGUUCGAUCAGGGAGGCCGUGCUGAGUUCUGAGGCCGGUAAGACGAUCCACGACUUGGCCUAUUACUGGCCUCAGUACACCCCCAUAACCGAUCGCGCCGACCACGAGAUCAUGCUCUUCACCGUCUCGAAGAGCACCGGCCAUGCUGGGACAAGAAUAGGGUGGGCUCUCGUAAAGGACCGCGAAGUUGCUCGAAAGAUGGUCAAAUUCAUCGAGCUCAACACUAUCGGGGUGUCCAAGGACUCGCAGCUGCGCGCAGCAAAGCUCCUGAAAGUAGUCUCUGACGGCUACGAGCUUGAGAGGGCCGACGAACACACGGAUAGGCUUUUCGACUUCGGGCGGAGGAUUAUGGCCGCCCGUUGGGAGAGGCUGCGCGAAGUCGUCAAGGCCUCGGGCAUUUUUAGCUUGCCCGAGUUCCCGGAUGGCUUCUGCGAGUUCACCAAAGAAAGAACCGGAAUCUAUCCCGCUUUCGCAUGGCUCAAAUCGGAGAAAGCCGAGAUUGAAGACCUGGAGAGCUAUCUCAGGAGCCAAAAGAUACUAACUCGGAGCGGCAAACACUUCGGGGCGGGAUCGAAUUACGUCCGAGUUAGUAUGCUGGAUAGGGACGAAACCUNGGGGGGUGGUUCUUUUGUAUUCUUGGGUUGUUUCCUCGUUUGGGACUAUAAAUUAUAA
This is a messenger RNA of Ananas comosus (pineapple), 1489 nucleotides long. RefSeq names its product L-tryptophan--pyruvate aminotransferase 1-like. Gene Ontology annotation, biological process: amino acid metabolic process. NCBI's taxonomy places the organism in Eukaryota, Viridiplantae, Streptophyta, Magnoliopsida, Poales, Bromeliaceae. Gene Ontology annotation, molecular function: transaminase activity; carbon-sulfur lyase activity. The transcript has 5 exons. The record is from RefSeq and is a predicted model, not a curated record. The coding region runs from base 119 to 1489 and encodes 456 amino acids.